AUGAUGCGCUCUUUCCACCACAUCCGAGUGCAACCUUUCCCUCUUCCUGUGGCCAUGGACGCCAAAGAAAUCGAGGCCAAGGCCAAGGCCUUGACCAAGGCCGCGACACAGAAGGAGACGUCAACCGUGAUUCUGGGCAUGCUGAAGGACCUGCAACAAGGCGUGCGAGCAUCAGAGGAUCUACUGAGGUCCACUCGUAUCGGUAUCAUUGUCAACAAAUUCAAGCAACACUCGUCGAAGGAAGUGGCACAGCUGUCGGGCGAGAUCGUUUCCAGGUGGCGGAACGAGGUCAACAAACAGAAGCAGGGUGGUGGAGCAGCAAGCCGGGGAUCAAGCGGAUCUCCUCGGCCGGCGAACGGCACUCCCGUAUCGACACCCGCGGGAGCGACCCCAUCCGACAAGGCAUCGAAGCUCUCAGUCCCACCGGACAAGCGGACGUGGAAGGCGGACAAGGUGGAUGUCAAUGUCCUCGGGAACCGAGUUCGCGACAGUUGCACAGGGCUGAUGUACGACGGACUUUGUCUGGGAUCGACCGAAUCGCCCAAGACCAUACUGGCAAAGGCGUCCGCCGUGGAAGCGGCAGCAUACGACUAUCUGGGGCCCGAGACCAAGGAAGAAUACCGACAGAAGAUGCGCAGUCUGUUCCAAAACUUGAAGAACAAGUCGAAUUUGAAGCUGCGCUCGCGCGUGGUUUCCGGUGAGAUCACCCCGGACAGAUUUGUGCGCAUGACUAGCGACGAGUUGCGCUCUGAAGAGCAGAUUGAGAAGGAUAAGAAGCUCCAGAAGCAGAACAUGGACAACGCGAUGGUGCCCCAGCAGGAGCGCAGUAUCAGUACCAGUCUUCAGUGCGGAAAGUGCGGCCAGCGCAAGGUGACCUACACCGAGGCUCAGACUCGCAGUGCUGAUGAACCGAUGACUCUGUUCUGUACAUGCAUGAACUGUGGCAAGUCAUGGCGGCAGUGA
This is a messenger RNA of Penicillium cinerascens, 963 nucleotides long. RefSeq names its product transcription elongation factor DST1. Gene Ontology annotation, molecular function: RNA polymerase II transcription regulatory region sequence-specific DNA binding; zinc ion binding. Gene Ontology annotation, biological process: transcription antitermination; DNA-templated transcription; transcription elongation by RNA polymerase II. The coding region runs from base 1 to 963 and encodes 320 amino acids. The transcript is spliced from 2 exons. The record is from RefSeq and is a predicted model, not a curated record. NCBI's taxonomy places the organism in Eukaryota, Fungi, Ascomycota, Eurotiomycetes, Eurotiales, Aspergillaceae. Gene Ontology annotation, cellular component: nucleus.